This is a messenger RNA of Naegleria gruberi, 1928 nucleotides long. RefSeq names its product SET domain-containing protein. Lineage: Eukaryota; Heterolobosea; Eutetramitea; Acrasida; Naegleriidae. The transcript is spliced from 3 exons. Gene Ontology annotation, cellular component: nucleus. Bases 1 to 1293 code for a protein of 430 amino acids. The record is from RefSeq and is a predicted model, not a curated record. Gene Ontology annotation, molecular function: protein binding.
AUGCUUUCACAAACAAACAGCAAGGAAUUGUCCUCUCUGAUACAACUCAAGCAAAAUGAUCAGGUGGGAAGGUACUAUGAAGUUGUUGCUUCAUCAUCUACAACUUCAUUUGGAAAAUUAAUUCUCCACGAAAAGCCUUUCUGUUUUAUUAUUGAUGAUCGGGAAAGAACACACUGCUGUAAUUAUUGCUUCAAGGCUAAUAUCAAACUCUCCCGAUGCAAGGCUUGUAAAGUCUCUCAUUAUUGUUCCAUGAAUUGUUAUCAUUCCGAUCACCAUUUGAAAGAAUGUAAGGCACUUGCAACGCAUCCAAAAGUAACCAACUCGAUUCGAUUACUGUUAAAAUGUUUCCUAUCAUGUUCGGAUGAGAAACAAUUUGAAAUGAUUCAAAAUCUUGCUCCUUCAUCUUCAUCUGAUGAGAAGGUUGAAGAUAAUCUCAUCAAGUUGGCUAUAUUAUUUGCAGAUUAUGUGAAGGAUGUUGAUUUGUCGAGUUCUUUUCUUGAUAAUAGGAAGGAAGAUUUGGAUUUCAUCUACUUGCUGCUAUUGAAAUUACAACGAAAUACAUUCUCAAUUUGCAAUGAGGAAAUGAAUGCCAUAGGGUCUGGAAUUUACCUGAAAGCCUCCAUGUUUAAUCAUAGUUGUGUUCCAAAUUGUGCAAUUUUAUUCGAUUCAGAUAAGAAUUUGUAUGUGAGGAUUUUAAAUCCUUCAUCGCUGCUUGAGGAGGGAACACCACUGACAAUUAAUUAUGUCGACCUCAUGGAUUUAACAGCUAAUAGACAGAAGAAAUUGAAGGAACAGUAUCAUUUCACUUGUACUUGUCCUAGAUGCCUUAAUAGUAAUGAGGAAGUGAAUGAAAAUGUUGACAAGAUGAUAUCAAUAGCAAAUGAGCACAGAAAGAAUCAAAAUUUACAAGAGGCAGUUAAUUAUUUCCAAAGAAUUGUUUCAAAGAAAAGAUCUAGUCCAUCUCUAUUUCAUGAAAUUUAUAUGGGCAUUGCUCUGAAUUCUCUCACUCACUUGAAUGUAGACUUGUCAGAUUUUAAGAAGGCCUACGAAUUUGGAAUUGAAUCAUUGGAAUAUUUUGAAAAGUAUUACCCACCAUUUUAUCCAUUAUUGGGACUUCAAUAUUUGACAUGUGCCAAGUUGGCUAGUUAUUUGGAAGAAAAUGGACAAGCACGUUUGAAAAUUAAUUCUAGAGAUCUUUUCCAUAAGUGUUUUGCAAUUUUAAAUACUUUAUUUAGGAAUGAGAAUAAUCAACCAUUUAAUUUGUUGAUUGAAAAUAAUAUUUCAUUACCUUAAUUUAUACUUAGACUCUUUUCGAGGUAGUGGUUUGUUAUUACAAUAUGAUACAUCCUAGGAUUAAAUUACAAAUAAUUUAGACCAUCACUGGUUCUGUUGGUGGUUCAGUUGCCACCUCUGUGGUACUGGUAGAAGCUGGAGGUGGAAUGUUUCUUCUUGGUGUUUUUAGGAUAUCUGCUGGUUUCUCUUCAUCAUCAUUACUCGAUUGACUUGUGAAAAAGUUAUUGGCCCAUUUUGAAGCUCUUUCACCAUAAAUAAUCUCGAAGGCAUCUACAUUGAAGGUCAUGUAAGAUGAAAAUGCAACAAUAACCACCAUACAAGCAUCUAGGAAAAUAUUUCUUGUUAUUCCAAAGAAUAAUCCAAUCACAUCAAAUCCAAAUGAAUAGGUAAUCAGACACAACAAGACAACAAUCCAAGUAAUGAUGAAAAUCACUGUCACACCAAGAAUAAACUUGGUGAAACGAUAUUCAAAUACUGGUCUAUCGUCCAUCUUUCUCAAGGUCACCAAAAUUUUCACACCAUAAAACGAGAAACCAAUAGUAAAGGUCAUCAUGUAAACUAAACCAGCACAUGACAAUACAAUGUAAGCAUAACCAUAAUUACCAGUGGCAACAAAAACAAUCAAGGCAAUGACU